ACUAUUUUAAAUAGUGUUGCAGGAAGACAUACAAGACACACCUGCUGAAUCUCACAGUAUCUGUAUCACAACCUGAAAGCCAACAUGAAGCUCACAAUCGUACUCUGUGCUUCAAUGAUCCUUUACCUGUCUGUUGCUUUGGCCCAGAAUGUUGUGCCAGAGCCCAGAGAGGCAGACUGUGCUCAAUACCUAAGCGAUGCAUGCUCACGGGAAUACAACCCUGUGUGUGGAGACGAUGGCCACACAUACAGCACCGAGUGCAUGCUCUGCCAAGACAACAAGGAGAAGAGGCAGGAUGUCCGUGUCAUGUACAAGGGGGCAUGCGUGGCUGAAUAAACAUCUGUCUCCUGAUGGACAGCAAUGAUGAAGGCCAUAACUGCAAACGCUUACUACUGAAGUUUCUUGGAAAUGACAGCAUCCUUUUUAGUUCAAGUCCUCUUAUGUCUUCCAAAGUCCUCUGCUUUUCGAUUUAGCUCUGUAACCUCAUUGAGCAUGUCUAAGAAGACAUGUAUGGUAAGGUGCAAUAAAUUUACUUAACAGUA
Messenger RNA from Alosa alosa (allis shad), 542 nucleotides. RefSeq lists its product as uncharacterized. Gene Ontology annotation, molecular function: protein binding; serine-type endopeptidase inhibitor activity. The record is from RefSeq and is a predicted model, not a curated record. Lineage: Eukaryota; Metazoa; Chordata; Actinopteri; Clupeiformes; Clupeidae. Bases 85 to 336 code for a protein of 83 amino acids. The transcript is spliced from 4 exons.